AACUCGCCGUUACUUUAGGGAAAGACCAUGUGGUGGCAUUCUUCUUCCGCGACGAUAAGGAUGACCGGCUAAGGACGGCCAAUGCCAUACUGGUGGCGAUUCUAGUCCAGAUAUUGCAGCGUCAGCCAGAAGCCCUCGUACAUUUCGAGCCGGAGCGCAAGAACGGAAGAUUCGGCCAAUGGAAUUUACACAUGCUGUGGCGUGUCUUUGAAAGAAUCGUCAGGGACAACAGGAUCAAGCGUCUAUGUCUCGUCAUCGAUGCCCUAGAUGAGUGUGAGGAUAAUUCGAGAUUACUAUUUCUCGAACAGCUACGCCGUCUGCUACGCGACGGGACCUGCGUCGGAGAAAGGGCCAAAGUCCUUUUUACCCGCCGCCCACAUGUGGUGAUCACUUCGCAUUUACCUGUUGCUGUCGAGAUACGUCUUGAUGUCGAGAUUCUGCACCAUGAUAUCAAGGCAUUUGUGGUUGCUGAAGUUGAAAAGUUGCCACAAUUUUCUAAAAUGGCGGGGGAGAUAGAACAUGCUCUUAUCGACGGUGCAAAGGGAAUGUUCCUUUGGGUUUCUCUCGUUCUUGACGACCUCAGACGCUCAUGCACGACAAAGUCUCGAGUCAUCCAAGAGAAACUGAAGUCUCUUCCGCGGUCACUCCCCGGCCUAUACGAGAAUAUCCUGCGCAAAGUAGAGCCUGUCGACCAGCCGACUGCGAAUAUCAUUCUUCAAUGGGUGGUUUGGGCGUCACGGCCCUUAACCCUGAAAGAACUGACUAUAGCCGUUGCUAUACGACCCCAAGACACAUCCCUUUCUUCGAUGGAGGAAGAGAUGGAAUCGGAUCUGAGAACUGUCCUUCGAAUGAUAUUCGGUCCGUUGAUCACGGUGGAUGAUGACAAAACUGUCCACCUGGUACACCAGUCAGCGAAAGAUUUCCUUUCACAGCCAGACAUCUCUCCCCAACACGGUUCACACAAUCAAUCACUCUCUGGUUGGCGCCUAUCACCUAUAGAGGCUCACAGACGACUGGGAAUUGGCUGUUUAAAGUACAUGGCGUUUGAAUUCAAGCUCAAAAACGAACCAGUCGAUAGUAAAAUCGACCGCUCUCACAUCUCCGAAAAUGCAGAGACGUUGAGAAUUGGGAGAGGACACAAUCUACUUUCGUACGCUGUAAAAUACUGGCAGGACCAUGUGAGACAAACAGAUCAAAGGGACCCGGAUGUAUUGCGUGCCUUCUUGGCGCUUCGGAAACCCGGUAAAAACAAUUUCUUGGUUUACAGUGUGUCGCGUAUGCUGCGAAAUUGGUACCAGGAGGAAGACCGUAGUGUGCGGUCAUCACUUUAUGUUGCUAUAGUCUUCGAGCUUUUUGACUUUGCUGAAGAAUUGGUCAAAUGUCGUUGCGUGAGCGAUCUAUCUGACCGGAUUGGGAUCCUAAUGCAUCAUUCCUCGCUGCGGCACAGCGUGGACUAGGGCCAAUGGUCUCCCGCUUGCUGGACAGCGGGGCCGAUGUCA
Messenger RNA from Tricharina praecox, 1499 nucleotides. RefSeq lists its product as uncharacterized. The record is from RefSeq and is a predicted model, not a curated record. The transcript is spliced from 2 exons. Lineage: Eukaryota; Fungi; Ascomycota; Pezizomycetes; Pezizales; Pyronemataceae. The coding region runs from base 192 to 1457 and encodes 421 amino acids.